CAAGGACAUCUCUUAUGUCAGUAGUGGUGAAUUUGUCUACAGAUCAUUUGGAUGCAAAAAUUAUAAAGACCAAAGACAGAAGAGGGACUGACACUAAACCCGAGCAGCGAUGCGAUUGGUCAGCGUGGCGGGGGCGCGGCUCCGCAGGGCUGCCGAGGAGGAGGAGAAGGAGCCCCCACCGCCCCCACCCCCCUCCCACCACUCCAACCACCAGUUUGCUAGCAUGAAGAACAAGUUCUUCAAUGAGCUCACGCACCUGCCAAUGCCCAUGUGGGCCGUGGGAGCCAUCGUGGUCGUGGUCCUGGCCCUCGUCGCCUGCCUAGGAUUCUGCAUCUACAGGAAGUGCUUCAACAAGGGCAAGAAGCCCAAGAAGGUCCGCGAGCGGAAGGGAGGACGAGGGCGCAGAAAGAAGGACAAGGACGGAGAGGACGGAGAUGACAAGAAGGACGGAGAGAAUGGGGAGAAAGAGGAAGAGAAGGAGUUCUAUGGCAAACUGGAGUACUCACUGGACUACAACUUUACUGAUAACCAGCUGAUAGUGGGCAUCCUUCAGGCUCAGGACCUCCCAGCUAUGGACAUGGGCGGGACCUCAGACCCUUACGUCAAAGUCUACAUGCUGCCAGACAAGAAGAAGAAGUUUGAGACCAAAGUUCAGCGCAAGAACCUCUCUCCGGUCUUCAACGAGACCUUCACUUUCAAGAUUCCCUAUAGUGAGCUGGGUGGUCAGACUCUGGUGCUGCAGGUUUUCGACUUUGACCGUUUUGGUAAACAUGACGUCAUCGGCGAGAUCAAGAUCGCCAUGAACAGUAUAGACCUUGGACAGCCGAUACAGGAAUGGAAAGAUCUGGUUGGAGGAGAGAAAGAGGAGCAAGAGAAGCUGGGUGAUAUCUGCAUUUCCCUUCGUUACGUCCCCACGGCCGGUAAGCUAACAGUGAACAUCAUGGAGGCCAAGAACCUGAAGAAGAUGGACGUCGGAGGACUGUCAGAUCCCUUUGUUAAAGUGGUGCUGCAGUACAACGGCAAGCGACUGAAGAAGAAGAAGACGUCAGUCAAGCAAAACACUCUGAAUCCUUACUUCAAUGAGAGCUUCAGCUUCGAGAUCCCCUUCUCCCAGAUCCAGAAAAUCCAGGUGCUGAUCACUGUGUACGACUACGACAAGCUAGGCAGCAACGACCCCAUCGGCAAGUGCUGGAUUGGCUAUGGCGCCUCAGGUGUUGGGCUGCGCCACUGGUCAGACAUGCUGGCCAAUCCCAGGCGUCCUGUGGCCCAGUGGCACACGCUGCUGCCUGAGGAGGAGGUGGAUGCUGCUCUGAAGGCCCCUAUUCGUUAAACUCACUCUCACAGACACACAUGUAUACAGCAUCAUCUGCACAGUUGGGGGUUGUCUUUCUUUUGAAACCAAACAAUCGUAGGUUUUAUAGAAUGACCUGUAACUUGAAUAGUAUGUUUAACGCCAGCAUUCAUUUUGUAAUGUUAUAUUUUGGGAUCUCUUUGUAUGACUACAUGUGUGCUUUAUAUUGUAUUGAAUACACCCUAUAGAAAUGCAUACAAAUAAGUAAUGUGCACUUUCAACACACUCACAUUCAUACAAACACAAGACAGCUGAAUGCAUAUGUUUGUGCACUGGCUCAUGUAUACUCGAACUGCACAUUUACAUGAAUGACCAGUUAAAUGACUCACAAUUAAAGGGGUACACCAGCAAUUUCAUAAAGUUGACAGACUCACAAGAGUCAAAUAAAAACAAAUAAAAAAAGAAUUGUUCAAAUCAGUGCAGCAGAUAUAUAGUCCCAAAAAUCCUGGAUCCUGCACGUCCCAUAAUGCAGCUUGAUAGUCUUUGAAAGCCUUUCUGUAAGCCCUACCUGCCAGGUGGUGAACAUAUUCAUCAAACUCAAUGCCCCCAGUUCACAAACACAGUCUCAAGAACAUUUAUGGGAUAAGCCUGAUGACACUAGCAGUCAUUUUCUAUUUUAAUUAGUGUGCUCACCAUGAAAAAUAUCACCUUUCUGGACUGUAGGGCCUCCAUAGAGUAGUACCCCCUGGGAUGAGUAACCUUAACUUCAUGUGUAAAAUUGGUGGCGUAUCUCUUUGCUGUUUAUUUUCUUGACCACCUAAACUUUACUGAGCUGGACCUCCUUCCUCCUGUCAAGGCUAAACAGAUAUUUUUUUAGCAUCACUUUACUGUAGUGUGUUAAAUUACUUUUAAUACUGUGGUAUGAUUAGAGCAAGUGAGAAUCAGUAGCUGCUGUUUCACUCUAUUGGUUUGUUAGUACGUCUCCAAAGCUAAAACUGUUAUGUCCCUUCCUUUCUUAAUGGUUUUGCAUUCAUUCAUGUGGGAGAUUCUCGACAAACAGCUAUGACCUGCAAGGCGAGGGUCACAUGACCAACAGCUUAGUCAAGCUGGCACAAGCGCACAUGAGCUAAACUGCUAGCAUGUUUGGUGCCCUGUUAACUAGCCUGCUAUUAGCAGUGCAAGCUUUUAUUGGGAUGUAAAGAAAAAGUAUUAAGUUUAUUAUCUAAUAAUUACUGUUAUUUCUCUCGACAUUGUGAACAGAGCUGAUGGAGGCAACAGACGCACACAUUAAAGAAGUUGAGGGAAAAUAGAACUGUUAUAUAGAAAAUGAAAAGCAACUUAUUUUGAAACAUGAAGUUUGCAUCAAAACUACUCAACAAAAUAAUUUGGCAGGUUGAUGAACAGCUUCACUGCAUUUUUCUCUUUGCUGUUGUUGAUUUUGCACGGAUCAUUGCAUUGUGCACUUCUUCACCGAUGAGUCCUGCAGUACAAGUAGAGCCGCUAAACGUGUCGGUAUGCUAGCUUUCGUCUUUCCUUAGUCACGUGACCAUCGCCUUCCCACUUUAACUCCUUCCAACAUUUGUAAUUGUCAGUAAUGCUGGAAGUUUUAUCUCAGUUUGCACUUGGACGACAGUUGUCCUCUUUUGUUCCAUGAAGCAGACCAGCAGGUAUCCUGGCAACUUAAUGUACCAGUGUCUGAGAAGUAAUGCUUUAUAGAUAUAACUCAUAGAUAGGGUGGUGUUAGAAUUUCCAUGAGCAAAUUCUCUUUGUUUGAGUAAUACUGAUCUGCUGCUGCAGAGCUGAGGUGUGAAUAUUCUUCUGCAUUUUCCUUCUUCCUCAUGUUUUCCUCUUGUUUACUCUGAAAACCCUCUCGUCUUCCAAACAGUCUAAGCCUGAUUUUUUCCCAUGAAGUUUGUAUCAUUUAGUUACAUGUUUUUACUAAUUGUUGUUCUGUCUCUUUGUGGCUCCUUCUGUGCUUGUGUUUGAAUGAAAAGAAAUGCUCGGAGUGAGUGUGCAUAUUGAUGUGUGUGUGUGUGUGUGUGUGUGUGUGUGUGUAUUGUAUAUCAUAAAAAAAAUGAAAGUCUGUUUGUGGUUUCACUUUCGAUGCAUACUAUGUGACUGCAAAUAAAUAGCUGAAUAAAUAAAAUGUUUCCUAACAACGACAGAUGGCUCGGCGGACAGCUGGAUUUGCAUGUGCACAUAAAACCCUCAUGUGCGAAAGUGAUAUCCUUUCAUUUGCACACAAGCAGGAAGUCACAAACAGUCGCACCAGUAGAAUCAGGUAAAUGCAUCUUUAGGGUUAAA
Molecule: messenger RNA, 3595 nt
Organism: Seriola aureovittata
Lineage: Eukaryota; Metazoa; Chordata; Actinopteri; Carangiformes; Carangidae
Gene: syt5a
Product: synaptotagmin Va
Exons: 9
Coding region: 110-1330 (406 amino acids)
Biological process (GO): synaptic vesicle endocytosis; regulation of calcium ion-dependent exocytosis; regulation of dopamine secretion
Cellular component (GO): dense core granule; axon; synaptic vesicle membrane
Molecular function (GO): phosphatidylserine binding; syntaxin binding; calcium-dependent phospholipid binding
Source: RefSeq, a predicted model, not a curated record